Melitaea cinxia (Glanville fritillary) is the source of this 1722-nucleotide messenger RNA. RefSeq lists its product as uncharacterized. NCBI's taxonomy places the organism in Eukaryota, Metazoa, Arthropoda, Insecta, Lepidoptera, Nymphalidae. Bases 1 to 1722 code for a protein of 573 amino acids. The record is from RefSeq and is a predicted model, not a curated record. The transcript has a single exon. Gene Ontology annotation, molecular function: nucleic acid binding; RNA-DNA hybrid ribonuclease activity.
AUGAGAGAUACUGGGAAGGGCUGCGUGCAGGGGUCUAUCGGUGGGCCGAUAUUGUGGAACCUGCUCCUGGAUCCACUGCUCCAGGAGAUGGAGGCCAAAGGCGACUACGCGCAGGCCUUCGCCGACGAUGUGGUGUUGCUGUUUGAGGGUGAGACGGCCCUCGAGAUCGAACGGCGAGCCAAUGCCGCCCUCGAACGCGUGAGGGCGUGGGGCCAGUCAAAUAAACUUCGGUUUGCGCCUCACAAGACCAAUGCUAUGCUUGUGACGCGCAAACUGAAGUAUGACACCCCACGUCUUCGCAUGGGCGGGAUCGACGUUGUCUUGUUGAGCGAAAUCAAGCUGCUGGGGGUCGUCAUAGACCAUAAACUAACCUUCAACGCCCACGUCGCGAACGUCUGCAAACGCGCGGUCGCCUUCUACCACCAGCUGGCCCGAGCGGCUAGGGCCAGCUGGGGUCUCCAUCCUGAAGUGAUCCGCACUAUUUACAGAGCGGUGGUCGAACCUGUGAUCUUGUAUGCGGCCGCCGUCUGGUCGCCGGCCGUGUCUAAGCUCGGUAUACGCAAACAGCUGAACGUGGUCCAACGGGGCUUCGCACAGAAGCUUUGCAGGGCAUACCGAACCACCUCCCUGAACUCCGCACUGUUGCUCGCUGGAAUACUCCCCCUCGACCUCCGCGUUCGCGAAGCGGCGACUUUAUACGAGGCGCGGAGGGGGGUGCCCCAGCGGGUGAUAGGGGAUCGGGAGGUGGAGCGGAUGUCCUCGGCUCUGCGGUCUCCGCAUCCCGCCUGUCAUGUCGACCUCGAGUUCAAGUGCCUGGUCGACCGAGAACAGUUCAUUGCAAAUAGCGAACACGAAGUUAACAUCUUUACGGACGGCAGCAAGAUUGAGGGCAAGGUGGGGGCAGCCCUGUCCGUAUGGACUGGCGCCGCCGAAGCUAGAACCCUCAAGCUUGCUUUGCCGUCCUAUUGCACGGUGUACCAGGCGGAACUCUUGGCGAUAUGCCGGGCGGCGCGGAUGGCCGCAGACAACUUGGCCGGAUCAGUCGGGAUAUACUCUGACUCCCUGUCGGCACUGCUCACACUCAAGAAUCCAAAAGCCCUCCAUCCCCUGGCCGUAGAGGCAAGGGAACACCUGCGAAGGGCUCUGCUCCAGGACAAACAUAUAGAAUUGUUCUGGAUCAAAGCCCACGCAGGGCUAGAGGGGAACGAGCGUGCCGACCAUCUGGCCAAGGAGGCUGCGCUGAAGUCCAAACGCGCGUUUGACUACGACAGCUGCCCGGUUUCGUUCAUCAAGCGGAGCAUUCGCAUGCAGUCGCUUGAUGAAUGGAACCAGCGGUAUCGGGCCGGCGAAACGGCUGGCGUCACCAGGGUCUUCUUCCCUGACGCGACGGCCGCACACAGGAUCAUAGGUAAAAUAAAGGUGGACAGGUUUGUCACUCAGGUGUUGACGGGGCACGGCGGAUUCUCCGAGUACUUGUACCGCUUCAAGUGCAAGGAGAGUCCAUCGUGCGUCUGCGACCCUGAGUGUUCGGAAUCUGUCCUCCACGUCCUCCUGGACUGCCCAGCCCUGGCUUACGAGAGACUGCGUGUCGAGUGUCAAUUGGGAAUAAAACUGAGCAAAAAUAUAUUACCAAAACUAUUAGAAGAAGAAAAUAGCAGAAAACUGUUCCUGCAGUUUUGCAAAGAAAUUGCUGUACUUGUAAAUAAUAGAAAUAGGACUUAA